AUGGUGGGCAAGACUGUGCACAAUCGAGAGGUGGAUGUGACUACAGCCCAUUGGUUUGGUGGCCUGACAGCACUGCACAUGGACUACAAUGGCCUGAUCCGGAAAGGCCUCUGUGUCCCUGAAAACAUCAUCAGUUCUAGCUUGUGUGGACUGAGCUCAGAGAAGGGUCAAGAGGCUGCUAUGAGCACUCCAGGUGGUCUUGGAUUUUCUCCUGAGAGAUGUCCAGAGAUACAGUUUAAGCCAGAUACACCUGAAACAGUCACUGUUUCUGGAAAACCCCUAGAUGACUUCAGUGCUAUUUCCAGAACACCACCUAGAAUGCAAAAAAUUUCUAUGCCCACAGCAGAAACAGUGAGCUUGGAUAGCCCUCUCAGUGAAAAACAGAGCCCUCUCAACAUCAGUGAUGCUGGUUAUCUGCAGUUGCCCUGGGUCCGUGCUUACAUGGCGAGUGCCACACCAGCCAUCUACCCUUUCCAUGACUCAGCAAAUAAGUAUUCACUGAAUGCGUACCACACCUUGCUACCUCAGCAGUCCUACAGUUCGCCCAGGCCACUACAUUCUCCUGUCUGCACAAAUGAGGAGCAUUUUCUCUACCUGCCACCACCUGAAUAUGUCAGUCCCCACAUGCCAUCAUCCCUGGCUUCACCUGUAAGGCCCUCAGUGCCUUUGGUCACUCCAGAUAUCCCACCUUUGGUCCACUGUACAGAUAAAAGCCUGCCCUGGAAGAUGGGUAUCAGUCCUGGGAACCCAGUCAAUUCCCAUUCCUAUCCUCACAUCCAGAAUAGUGAGCCAGGGUUAACCUCUGCCAAGAUGGUAACCAGUGGCCUGCUAGGGGACACAUCUCUACUGUUAUCGUCCUUGCCUCAGUCUUCAUCCCGAGUCCACCUUCCCUCCCAGGCUGCAGACACCUACUGUGAACUUCACAAACAGUACACCAGUCUCUCUACCUCUCCCUCAGCUACCUUAUCAAAGCCAGAUAUGAUACUUACCUGCAAGUUCCCUACACCUAGUCUUUCCAGCAAGUAUCCUGAAGAUCCUGAAAGUGCUCAGCCAGUUCUUGGGUAUACCCAGAAAUCAGCCAGUCAAGACAGAAAAGAUGGCAGUUCACUUCCUCCGUUAGAGAAGCAGAUGGUUGCAAAAGUCAGCGUUGAUAAGCCACUAGACUUGUCUGCUGAAGUGGUUGAUGUAGAUACUUCUAAAGCUGACCAUAUGAAAAAGAUAGCUCCCACAAUCCUUGUUGAGACCAGAGCUGGAAGUGGCUUAGUGUUCUCUGGAGGUGAGAUUCUAAAAGAAACAUCAUCUCCUCCAGGAAAUGGCUGUGCUCUCUAUAAACCUAAAAUCAUUAGCACAACAGUUCCCUUAUCCUGGGUGGUGCCUGGGCAGAAUCCUCAUGAAGACAAGAAAAGUGAAGAUAUGCUACUGAAAAACCGGGCCUCUGGCUGGGCAAUACCACAGCAGCAGAAUUCUUUAUGUCCCCAUGUGGGUGUCGCAGAUGCCAUAGUAACUAACACUUUGGGGUCAGCAUUUCCUGUAGGUUACCCAGCCUCUGUGUUGCCAGCCCCAGAUGCCAGUGCAGAUUGCUGCAAGGCCACUAGGAGCUCCACAGACAGAAUGCUGUCCAUCAUUCAACAUGUGGGCCAAUGCUCAACUGUGCCUGCAAAGCACAAUGGUGACCCAAGCUACAAAGGGAUCGAGAAUAGCUUCCUGUCAAGCUCAGUAUCUCUGUCUCCAAAUGAGGCUCUCAGGUCCCCACCAGUUCCCUAUCCUAGCAGUUACCUCCCUUGCCCAGUGCCUGAGGGCACUCCUAUAAGUACCCUCUCCUUACAUGGCAAGGGACCUGGCUACCCUCACUCAGUUUUGAUGCCCGAUGGUAGUCUGUUUCUUAGGCACCUUGCCCCAAAGCCUGCACUGCCCCAUUGUCUUUCCACAGGACGGCCAGAGUUUGUGACCUACCAACUUGCACUGAGGGGGUUGGGUAUGGUGCAUCCUAUGUCCAUACCUCACGUACCCAGAGAGAUCACUAAGGAGGAGGAAUCAGUGAAGUGGUCCUGGUCUCAUGAGACAGCUUCAUACAAGGACCCAACUCUGCAGAACCAGUUUUCCAAGAUGUUGGAAGGUAGUAAUAGCAGGUUACAUCCAGAAGUCCCUGCUGACAAGAACCUAAAGCCAAGCCCCAGGUGGAAUCAAGGAAAAAUUGUUGUCAAGAGCAAUAAACUUGUCUAUGUAGAUCUUCUCUGGGAAGAGCAAGAUGCUAAAACCUACUCAAAUAUGUCCAAACUGGGCUUCACAGAUGAGAGUGUUGGCCAGAAUACUGAAUUCACCAAGUCCUAUACUGACACAGACCUGCAGCCACACCAUGAUUUCAUCACCCUGAGAGAGGAGUUGGGGUGCAUCAAUGAUUUCCAUGGUGCUUAUGCUGUCAAAGAGGCCCCAGGACAGUCUGUCUUCAACUUAAUCAAUGAGAAUGUUCCAGCAGCAACCAAGAAGGAGAACCUGGGGAUGCCAGUAUCAACUCCGUUCCUGGAUCCAGCUCUGGGGAAUGGGGGUCAUACUGUGACUUUUGGUAAAACCCAGAACGAUCCUAAGUCAUUCUGUGUAGGUAGUGCUGCUCCAAGUGUGGAUGUUGUCCUCACUCCUAAGAAAGAUGGAGUUGAUAAGGCAGAAUCCAGCGAUGUCAAAGUUCUGAAACAAAAGUCAUUGAAGCUGGCAAAGAGAAUUGCAAAUUCUGCUGGUUAUGUGAGUGACCAGUUCAAGUGUGUCACCACUGAACUGCAAGCAGAUUCCAGCCAGCUUAGCUGUGAGCAGCGGGCCUUGCAGCAUGCAAUGAUGUGCUUCUCAGAGUUGGAGAUGAAAGAAAUGAAAGGUAACCUCCCAAUGACCAAAGAUGCUGAGAUGUGCACAUUUAGCUCCACUAACUGGGAAAGGCUGAAAAGAAAUGAGGACAAAAAGCCAGGGUUAAUAGUCCUGGAGGAGGCCAUUGCUGGCCAGAAGAACACUGAGACAUGUGAAGAUAGUGCUGCAAAGAAAUACAGUCUCUUUAAAGCACUAGAAGAGAAAGAUAUUCCUGUUAAGAAGUACUUUGUGGACAGGUGUCCCACGAGCAAACCACCUUCUAUGGAUAUGUUGUACAGCCCCACUCUCCAAUUGGGCAGAAAACACAAAGUAUCACAUGACAGAAACCACACUGAGACAACUGUGGAAGAGGAACCUCUGCAGAAAGUGAAACAAAGACGGGUCUCCAAAGGUCUCCAUCCUAAGAAGCAACACCACCUGCUACACCUUAGAAAACGGUGGAAGCAACAGGUGUCAACAGCAGAGAGAAAACCUGACCAGAAUGGCAAGAAGAAAAUGGCUCAGGAAGUUCAAUCUGACGUCACUGCCCAGAGAAAUAACAGCUCCAAACACAAAUCUUCCAGGAAAGGAGCAGAGGCCAAAACCAAUAGAAACUGGUCAGAUGUGUCUUUCAAAUCCAGUGAUAAUGAACAGGCUUUUCCUUUAUUCUCUACUUCUGUACCCAUGAAGAGCCUUUCACCUACCAGUACAAGUACCAAACCAGCAUCAAUGAUGCAGUCCAAAGAGCAGAAAAUUAAAGAAACUCAGAAGACACAUGUGCUGUACACAGAAGAAAAGGAUAGCCAAGCUGCCUCCAUGCUGCAGAAAUAUACCAAAAAUACUGAGAAACCAUCUGGGAAGAGGGUAUGCAAAACCAAGCAUUUGAUCUCCCACGAAUCAAGGCAGGGCUUGUCACUGCCAGUGAACUGCUUUGUGAAGAAUGCUGAUAGCAAGGUGACCAUUGGAGGAGUCAAAAAGCAGGAAAAGUGCAGUUCCAACUAUUACCUGUCACCAGCCAGCCAGGAUCAGAAAUCCUUCAAUCAUUUGCAACAAUUAUUGCCAGCUUCUGAGUCCUUACAAAGGCUGCCACAGUCAAGUUCACGUCCAGACACUGUCCAGUCACAGCCAAUGCUGCCAGAAGGACGGCGACUUAUGGUCAAUAAGAAUGCUGGUGAGACCCUUCUGCAGCGGGCUUCCCAACUUGGCUAUCAGGAAUUGGUGGUGUACUGCUUGGAAAACAAGAUUUGUAAUGUGAAUCAUCAAGACAAUGCUGGCUACUCUGCUCUGCAUGAAGCUUCUGCAGGAGGAUGGCUCUGCAUUGUUCAACACCUUCUUAAAUAUGGUGCUGAUGUCAACUGUAGUGCCCAGGAUGGAACCAGGCCACUCCAUGAUGCAGUUGAGAAUGAUCACUUGGAAAUUGUCCGCUUGCUCCUCUCCUAUGGUGCCGAUCCCACUUUGGCUACAUACUCAGGUAGAACCAUCAUGAAAAUGACUCACAGCAAACUUAUGGAAAUGUUUCUGGCAGAUUAUUUAAAUGACCUUCGGGGUCACAAUGAUGAUGAGUUCAUUGCCCCUUGGGAGUUCUAUGGAAGUUCUGUGUGUGAACCAGAUAAUAAAGCUGGGCAUAAUGUUUUGGCAAGCCCUCCAGGGCCUGAGGACCAGUAUGAUGAAGAUAAGGCUAACAGUGAUGUGUUUGAAUUUGAAUUUUCAGACAGCCCUCUCUUACCGUGUUAUAACGUCCAAGUGUCUGUUUAUCAGGGGGCACGGAACUGGUUUUUGCUUUCAGAUGUGCUUAAGAAAUUGAAAAUGUCAUCCUGCGCAUUUCGCUGCAAUUUUCCAAACUUAGAAAUCAUCACAGUUACAGAGGCAGAGUUUUACAGGCAGGUUUCAGCAAGUUCCUUAUACUCUUGCUCCAAAGACCUGGAAGCUUUCAAUCCUGAAAGCAAGGAACUACUAGAUUUGGUUGAAAUCACCAACGAACUUCAGACCCUGCUCGGCUCCUCCAUAGAAUGGUUAAAUCCUAGUGACAUGGCGUUGGAGAAGGACCACUGAUGAGCGGUCUAGUCCCACUGUGUACAAUGUGUUGUUGGGUCAAUGUUAUGCAUAUUGGUCAAAAUACAACUAUUUCUUU
Molecule: messenger RNA, 4963 nt
Organism: Neomonachus schauinslandi (Hawaiian monk seal)
Lineage: Eukaryota; Metazoa; Chordata; Mammalia; Carnivora; Phocidae
Product: BCL-6 corepressor-like
Exons: 12
Coding region: 1-4884 (1627 amino acids)
Biological process (GO): negative regulation of transcription by RNA polymerase II
Cellular component (GO): nucleus
Molecular function (GO): transcription corepressor activity; protein binding
Source: RefSeq, a predicted model, not a curated record